Salvia splendens (bonfire salvia) is the source of this 733-nucleotide messenger RNA. RefSeq names its product ethylene-responsive transcription factor ERF011. The transcript has 2 exons. The record is from RefSeq and is a predicted model, not a curated record. Gene Ontology annotation, biological process: regulation of DNA-templated transcription. Bases 118 to 561 code for a protein of 147 amino acids. NCBI's taxonomy places the organism in Eukaryota, Viridiplantae, Streptophyta, Magnoliopsida, Lamiales, Lamiaceae. Gene Ontology annotation, molecular function: DNA binding; DNA-binding transcription factor activity.
UAGCCCCAAUAGGCAACAAUUCUAUAUAACCAUGAGUACUGAAGAGAGAGAAAAAGCCGCAAUUAGAGAGAUAGAGAGGCACUGUGGGGUGUCGGUGGUUUUUCUUUUGUUUUUUUGAUGGACGGCGGCAGCGGAGCAGCGAGAGUCUCGAACCGGCGGCGGAGCGGCGAGAAGCCGUACAAGGGCAUCCGGAUGCGCAAGUGGGGGAAGUGGGUGGCCGAGAUAAGGGAGCCCAACAAGCGAUCCAGAAUCUGGCUCGGCUCCUACUCCACCGCCGUCGCCGCCGCGCGCGCCUACGACACCGCCGUCUUCUACCUCCGCGGCCCCACCGCCAAAUUGAACUUCCCCGACCAAAUCGUCGCGGUCGGCGGCGCCCUCAGCGACCUCUCCGCCGCCUCCAUACGGAAGAAGGCGGCGGAGGUCGGCGCCCGAGUCGACGCCGCCGCUGCCAAUCCUCUGUCGUUAAAACCGUCUUGGUUUCACGAAGAGAUCGAUCUCAACAAGCAGCCCGAUCCCGAACCCGAGCCCGAAGACUCCGGGCUUGACUACUGUAGCUCAUAAUUGUUACUACUACAUAUAACCUUUUCUUUUCUUUUUUUAACUUUUGUUUAGUAUUUUUUUUAUAUUUAGGGAAGGGGUGUGAAUGUGUGAUGAUAACAUGCGCCUCGUAGUUUAGAUUUAAUGUUUUGAGAUUUUUGUUUAUUAUUAUUGGUAGAUUUUGAUUUUUUUUAAA